Messenger RNA from Eurytemora carolleeae, 1550 nucleotides. RefSeq lists its product as uncharacterized. NCBI's taxonomy places the organism in Eukaryota, Metazoa, Arthropoda, Copepoda, Calanoida, Temoridae. Bases 201 to 1544 code for a protein of 447 amino acids. The transcript is spliced from 17 exons. The record is from RefSeq and is a predicted model, not a curated record.
UUCUUUUAACUUUUAAUUUCAGAUGUAAGGACAAUAUUUAAAUCAAAGUUUUCUAAAACUGAAAUCUGCAUUUAUGCAUGUAAUAAUCCUAUUAAAUACCUCCGUAGAGGAUCAAGAAAUCACGCAAGAUGGCUGCCGUAUUAACUGUGUACAGUGUACACCCACGUGCUCUAUAUCGGUUUGAGAGGAGAUAGAGAACUAUGGAUGGAGACCACACACUCACAAGAACUUAUUUAACGCAGUCGUUCCGUAGAUCUUGGAACAGGUUCCAACGGAGCUGUAAACAAGACCUUGCACACGCUGUAAUGCCGGACGAAAAAAGUGAAACCGCGGAGAAAUGGCUGAGUGAGAUCAAGAAAGAAGUAAUAAAGGUGGCGGGGACUCCCACUGGAGAGAUUCCUUAUAUAGAUGACGAAACUGAAGAGGGUGGUGGAGUAAUUAGUGUGGUCCAAGAACAGAUUUCUGAUCUGAAUUUCUCAGAUACUCCGCGUCUAGCAGAGCCGGAGACAGAUAGAAGUAUAUCAGAGAAUGAAUUGCGGCAUGAGAGCACUAAAUCCAAACCAAACCCCGUCCAACCAUACCUACAGAGGCUUUUCAGAAGAAAGGCGAAGUCUAAUGAAGAUGAAGAUGAACCCUUGAAGUUUCCAUCCUGGUAUUCUAGCGGAGCUCGUAGUAAUAAUAUUCAUAGAAGCUCUACAUUCCCCUCUCCGAUACAAUGUACAGGAUCGUUAAUACCAACACAACCAGGAAAAGAGACGAUUAUUGAACAGGCUGAGUCAAAAGGAGCAUUUGGUCCUCGAAAUUCGAUAAAGAAAAGGGUGAUAAAACAGCUUCAGAAAUCUCUUCAGACCCUGAAGCAAGAUAUAGUUGAAGCCCCGAAGGUGCCAAGCGCCCCAACUCAGGCGGAGGAAAUGAAACAGACCAAGGAUGAGCACACUAAACAGAUAGAAAAAAAGGUUGCAGUUCUCCAAAGAAGAGUCAGUUUUCAAGAAGAGGAUUGGGAUAAAUGUGCUGCAAGUUUAAAACCAUUCCCAGGUGCCGGGGCUGGAGCUAAAACACACCCUGUUAUACUGGUUAAACCAGUUCCUGCAGACCGGAAACUUAUCAGGUCUUUGUCUGAUAUAGCAUCAGUUCAAAAAGCUGCAAAGAAAAUGCGCAAAAGUUCUGAAAAAGAUCCGAAAAAGAAGAAAAUGAUGAAGGAAUGGAGUAAGACGUAUGAAGGGAUGUGCGUACGAGCGCAUAAGUUAGAACAGGCCAUAGAAUCAGCCGAGAUGGAGGAUCUGACCGUAAAACCGGUUCAUCAGCUGAUUACUAAAACUGAGCUGGAGAAAAGAAAAAAGAGUAGAAAGUGGAAUUCAUUGGAGGAGGGUGGAUCGUUUUUCUCUAUAUUCUCUCAUCAGUCUAGUGAAACCAUCACUAGUAUCGAGCUAAAUGAUGAUAUAAGUGAAUCGACGAACUGCGACGAAGAGAAGAGAGGUCGUCGGCUGGAUAGGAAUAGAUCAUUCGAUAUGAGCAUCACCUCUAUCAGUUCAAGCAUUACGUAAACACUA